AUGUCUAGACAGGGCUCUGCACGAACGCUAUCGCUGACAGAGGAGCUAGAGCGACUCGAGCAACAGAUCACGCUCACACUUCAGGAGAUCGAUAGCAAUUUUUCGAAAGCCCACCGCAUCGUCACGGGCAGCAUUCUUCCGAUUGUUGAGCAGUAUGCUAAGCACAGUAGUGAUGUCUGGGAAGGCUCGAAAUUCUGGAAGCACUUCUUCGAGGCUUCGGCCAAUGUCUCUCUGAGCGGCUACGAGGAGCCAGAAGAUCCCACUUAUACUGAGACGUCCGUCAGCCUCGAGACGCCUGAGCAGGAUGGCCAAGAUGCUUCUCCCGGUGCGCUGGCUGGAGAAGACGACGAUGAGGAAUUCACCAUAGACUCCCCAACACAGGUCACCGGCGUUCAGAGCACGCCUAAGCUUUCUGCAUCGACGAGCAAACCCGCGAAUGGUGGCCGCAAAGCGGUUUCUUACCGAUCGCCCUCACCACGAAAGUAUACUGGAAAGAACCCAAUGGCAAUGCCAUUAUCUUCAGAGGAGCCAAGCACGCCUCGUGCUCAUCAAGACAUAUACCCGCAGUCUUCGCCGUUCCAGCCUGAGUCGGCGUACCAGCCCUCUGCUCUCCGCCACAAUAAUGAUCCUCUGCUUCACCGUGUUCUCGACAAGAGCUAUCGUGUUCAGGCAACGCCACACACGCAGCGACGUCAGAAAGAAGCCGCGACGAAGCCUACGCCAGCAACCGGGACGAAAACCGCUCCUUGGGACGACUCGCCCAACUCCUCUCCCGCAAUGGCUGCACCACAGCUUCGGAGCGACUUGUUCUCUCCAGCUAAGGCGCCAAGAACUCCGGGAGUGUCAGUCCUUACUCCAGCACGUGGCAAAAUUGGGCGACCUGCUCCCACCACGUCUACUGGUCGGCAGCUUUUCAGUCCGCAAGACAAGGCUUAUACUGCCAGCAAGGACCGGACCUCCUACAUCUUCAACGAUGACAGCGAUGAAGAUGAGCUUGAAAUGAGCCCGCCGAAGACUAUGCAGUUUCACGUCCCGCAGAGCCGGCUGAUGCAGACCCCGGCUCGUGAAGCAAGCCGAAAGAUUGUUGAAGAUCUUCUACUGACUGCAGGCGCGGACGCAACGGAUGAGAUUGAGGCGGACGGUGAAGGACUGGAGGAAGCGAGCCCGAGUGUUGUCAGGCGAGCUUUUGAUGUUGACGACGAUACAUUUUGA
Molecule: messenger RNA, 1212 nt
Organism: Recurvomyces mirabilis
Lineage: Eukaryota; Fungi; Ascomycota; Dothideomycetes; Mycosphaerellales; Teratosphaeriaceae
Gene: ASK1
Product: DASH complex subunit ask1
Exons: 3
Coding region: 1-1212 (403 amino acids)
Biological process (GO): attachment of spindle microtubules to kinetochore
Cellular component (GO): mitotic spindle; mitotic spindle pole body; DASH complex
Source: RefSeq, a predicted model, not a curated record